AUGGAGAUCUGUACUUAUAGCGCACGUACGCUCACUUCGGAAGCGGUAAUCAAAGAACAGACGAUGCUGUCACGAAGACGAACACGCGCUCAAAUGGAACAACAACUGCAUCGAGAAGGGAAUGGCCACUGGCCUCCUCACCAUCUGAGGGAAGGAGGACUUGUCAUUGCAGAAGUUGUCCCGUCCGAAGUAGGACAUGCUAUCAUGUCGAAUCUUCCGCAAUUUCUCAUCAACACUACAGCGAACCUCUUUGCACAUUACCUACCGAAGUGCGAGGUCCCUACAGACCAGCGAGACUGUGCUGUUGUGUAA
Molecule: messenger RNA, 312 nt
Organism: Necator americanus (New World hookworm)
Lineage: Eukaryota; Metazoa; Nematoda; Chromadorea; Rhabditida; Ancylostomatidae
Exons: 3
Coding region: 1-312 (103 amino acids)
Source: RefSeq, a predicted model, not a curated record